CCCAAAACCAACCAAUUUCACAAACCCCCACCCCCUCUCUCUCUCUCUCUCUCUCUCUCUCUCACACAUAUAAACACACGCAUAAAACCCUUUUGGUUUCUCUCCCUUUGAGCUCUGAAUCAACGUCUUCUCCAUCAGAUCUCUUUCUUGGAGACCUGAUAAAGAUACCCUUUAGUUUUCUUUGAAUCUUGUGUUGAUUCGUAUCAUAAAGUUACACAGUUUGUGUGUGUACUUUAUCAUAUGGCGAAUGGUGUGGAGAAUGGGUGGACAAUGUUUACCGAUGAGGAGGUGAGGGAGAUGAGUGGGUUUAAAAGUGGCGGCGAUGAUUACGUGGAGGUCACGUGCGGCUGCACGAGCCACCGCUAUGGUGAUGCUGUUGGAACCCUUAGGGUUUUUGUUACUGGAGAUCUUGAAAUAAGCUGUGAAUGUACCCCUGGGUGUGAUGAAGACAAGUUGAGCCCAGCUGCAUUUGAGAAGCAUUCUGGAAGAGAAACAUCAAGGAAAUGGAAAAAUAAUGUUUGGGUAAUUGUUGACGGGGAAAAAGUUCCGCUAUCAAAAACCGCACUUCUUAAGUAUUACCAUAAAUCUUUGAGCAACGGGUCCCAAAGAUCACAAGCAGGUCGCGGUUGUCAUCGGGAUGAAUUUGUUAGAUGCACAAAAUGCAAUAAACAUAGACGGUUUCGCCUUCGCACAAAAGAGGAAUGCCGCUCGUAUCAUGAUUCUUCUACAAAUGCUAACUGGAGCUGUUCUGAUAACAAAAUAACAUGUGAUGAUGAUGAGGAACGAGCAAGCCGGAGGGUAUACAGAGGGUGUACGCGUUCGCCAAGCUGCAGAGGCUGCACAUCCUGUGUUUGUUUCGGUUGUGACAUAUGUCGUUUUUCUGACUGCUCAUGCCAGACAUGUAUUGACUUCACCAACAACUCAAAAGCUUAGGAAUUUACAAAUAUCUUAAUAACUACAUGGUGCUGUUGGCAUGUUCUACUACUUAUCAACUCAUUGGAAGCAUAUUAUUGUUUGUUUAAACAUGAAUCCUAUUUGAUGAACUCUUUUUAGAUUGGAAAUCUUUCAAUUAAUAACUAUCAAUAUCUAUUUAUCUGA
Molecule: messenger RNA, 1098 nt
Organism: Helianthus annuus (common sunflower)
Lineage: Eukaryota; Viridiplantae; Streptophyta; Magnoliopsida; Asterales; Asteraceae
Product: protein ULTRAPETALA 1
Exons: 3
Coding region: 241-933 (230 amino acids)
Cellular component (GO): cytosol; nucleus
Molecular function (GO): DNA binding
Source: RefSeq, a predicted model, not a curated record